Molecule: messenger RNA, 357 nt
Organism: Gossypium arboreum
Lineage: Eukaryota; Viridiplantae; Streptophyta; Magnoliopsida; Malvales; Malvaceae
Exons: 1
Coding region: 1-357 (118 amino acids)
Source: RefSeq, a predicted model, not a curated record
AUGGGGGAUUUAGGGUUUCUCAAGGUCUCGCCAUGGAAGAAGAUUUUGAGGUUUGGUUGCAAAGGUAAGCUAAGCCCUAGGUUUAUUGGGCCAUACUGUAUUCAUGACGUUUUCCACAUCUCGAUGUUGAGACACUACCGCUCUGAUCCCAGGCACAUUAUUUCGGUGGAGGAGAUUGAGGUUAGGCCAGAUCUAACAUUUGAAGAGGAGCCGGUUCAAAUUUUAGAUCAUGACAUUAAGGUUCUACGAAGAAAAAUUAUUCCUUUAGUAAAGGCGCUGUGGCGGAAUCAUAGCACUGAGGAGGCCACUUGGGAGCUGAAGGAGUCGAUGCGUCAGCAAUACCCUCACCUUUUCUGA